ACAAAAUAAAAUAAGAAUCACAAUGUUUGCGAAACGAUUUGUUUUGGUAAUGGUUAACUUUUAUUUGAAUGUAAAUUUUACGAACGCAUUCUCAAAAAUAUUGCUCAAAAUAGAAGACCCCGAUGCUAUAAGCAAUGAUUAUUAUGAAAGCUUUAUCGAUAAAACGGAUUACCGAAACUUUAGAACGUACGAUGACCUAGAGUUAAUAAGUAAAGCUCUUGAAAUUAUAAAAAAAGAAAAAAGUGAUAGUACGGCUCUAGAAAUAAACAAAUGUCUAGAUGUUGUAAAUAUGAAAAAGAAACUCAACUGUAUUAAAAGACUUAUAUACAAAGAAAAAUCUGAUAGUGAUAAUAAAAAGCCGUAUUUCUAUACGAAAUUAUUUAAUGAUGAACCAUUUCCUUUAAUGAAAUACAAGCAUAACCUCGAUAAUGGUUUCGUUGAUUUGACUAAAUCGGGAAACGAUGCAAAAAGGACGUUUCAUACUCUAUUUAAAUUUUCCGAUGACUAUUUAGAUAUUAACGACCUAUUAAGAGCUGGUACAGAAAUGGUUGAUGAAAAAUCAAUAGCACCGAAUAAAAUAAAAAUCCUAGAUGAAGCUCAAAGUUUGAGACAGUUAAAGAAUUUCUCCCAAGAUUAUUUAGAUGUUAACGAUAUAUUAAGGACGAGUAAAAAUGCUAAAUCGACACCAGAAAGAAUAGACAAUGAGAAGGCUAAAAUGAAUGUAUACGUUUUUAAGCUUCUACCAAUUAAGGAAGGGGUGAAAAUUAUGAGAAGGUAUAGAACUAUUGACACCAAAGGCAAUGAAAAUAAGAACAUACUGAGAUCAGCUUCAGAAGAAAACGAUUCAAGUUCAUCCAGCGAAUCUUCAGAAUCAAAAGAAGAAAGAGUAAUAAGAAAAGGUAAAAAAUGGAAGAGACCGAAAAGAUUUCAAGUUAUCAAUAAAAGCGUUGAAGAGGACGUAUCCUCUGAAGAGGACAGCAGCAACGAAAGCGAUAUACCGAUUCAAAGACCUAUAGAAGUACCGAAGAGGGGGAAGAAAAUGGUCUUUUAUAUGCAAGCACCUGGUAGAAUAUAUAAAACAGAAAAAGAGAGUAGAAGAAGACUCCCUCAUUUCUUCCCAAAAAGGUACCAUUGGAAUGAGGAGGAAAUGAAAGACUUGAGGGAUUAUUGGUUUAACGGACCGCAGGGGAAAUACCGGGGGCACUAUAAAACACCUUAUUAAUUAAACUAAGUAUUUUUAUAUA
This is a messenger RNA of Pararge aegeria (speckled wood butterfly), 1244 nucleotides long. RefSeq lists its product as uncharacterized. The coding region runs from base 23 to 1222 and encodes 399 amino acids. NCBI's taxonomy places the organism in Eukaryota, Metazoa, Arthropoda, Insecta, Lepidoptera, Nymphalidae. The record is from RefSeq and is a predicted model, not a curated record. The transcript has 2 exons.